Messenger RNA from Vicugna pacos (alpaca), 980 nucleotides. RefSeq names its product olfactory receptor 51V1-like. Gene Ontology annotation, biological process: G protein-coupled receptor signaling pathway. Gene Ontology annotation, cellular component: plasma membrane. NCBI's taxonomy places the organism in Eukaryota, Metazoa, Chordata, Mammalia, Artiodactyla, Camelidae. Gene Ontology annotation, molecular function: G protein-coupled receptor activity; olfactory receptor activity. The record is from RefSeq and is a predicted model, not a curated record.
AAUACCUCUCUAGGAAGAUUUUUAAGCCUCUAUUAAUGUCUGCUAUCUCUACCCUGAACUUCAGUAGUUCCAGAUUUAUUCUCACUGGUUUUCCUGGCCUAGAAGUUCAUUAUCUUUGGCUCUCCAUCCCUUUCUCCUCCAUCUAUGCUAUGGUUUUCCUGGGGAACUGCAUGGUGCUCCACGUGAUCCGGACUGAGUCGAGCCUCCACCAGCCCAUGUUCUACUUCCUAGCCAUGCUGGCCCUUACUGACCUGUGUGUGGGGCUGUCCACCGUGUACACAGUGCUGGGAAUUCUGUGGGGGCUCAUUCAAGAGAUCACUCUGGAUUCCUGCAUUGCCCAGUCCUAUUUCAUCCAUGGUCUGUCCUUCAUGGAGUCCUCUGUUCUCCUCACUAUGGCUUUUGACCGCUACAUUGCCAUUUGCAACCCUCUACGCUACAACUCCAUCUUAACUAAUAACAAAAUUAUCAAAAUUGGGUUGGCAAUCUUAUGUAGGAGUUCUUUACUCAUACCUCCAGUCAUUAUCCGCCUCAAGUUCUUAAAUUAUUGUCGUCCCCACAUCCUUUCUCAUUCUUUCUGCCUGCACCAAGACUUAAUACGAAUGGCCUGUUCAGAUAUUCGCUUCAACAGCAUCUAUGGUCUGGCCCUGGUGAUCAGUAACCUGUUGUUGGAUGCAGUGCUCAUAAUUAUCUCCUAUAUCAUGAUCUUACAUGCAGUCUUAGCUAUUGCAUCACGAGAGGAGAGAAUCAAAUCUUUGCAGACCUGUGUAUCUCACAUCUGUGCUGUUUUGGUAUUCUACAUCCCAAUCAUUGGUCUGACCAUGGUUCAUCGUUUUGGGAGACACCUCUCACCUUUGGUUCAUGUCCUUAUGGGAAACAUCUACAUCCUUUUCCCACCCUUGAUGAACCCCAUUAUUUACAGUAUCAAGACCCAGCAAAUACGAAGGAGGGUCCAGAGAUUGUUUCACUUGAAAGGAAUGUAA